AUGCCAGAUCGGGAAAAGAAUGCCAGGGGGCCGAGAUAUUUGCAGUACACACCACUCAACACCAGCAGGGCUAAAGUGUUGGAACAUGCCCUGGCCACCGAAGUUUUGGCCGUCCCAAGAAGAGCCAUGACCCCCCCGCAUGCCGACAAAACAAAAACAUGCCAGUUCCAUCGAAACAGGGGGCACACAACUGAAGAAUGCUCCGCCCUUCGGGAUCGAAUUGAAGAUCUUGUCAAGGCGGGACAUCUUCAGAAUUAUGUUCGAUCGACGGAUCAUCGAAGGAGCGACAAUCGUGAAGGAAGAAGAGAAUACCGAAGGGGGAAUCGAGAUCGAGCACCUCGGCGAAACCGAUCCAGGGAGCGGAGUAGGUCUCAAGACAGGAACCAAGGCGACCGAAAUCAACCCAGACGAGUCAUAAACACCAUUGCAGGAGGCUUUGCGGGGGGCAGAAGCUCGUCUUCGGCGCGAAAGAGGCACCUGAGGGCGAUCAAGUCGGUUAACACUAUAGACCGGGCAGCAGUCAUCCAUAUGCCCCCUAUCACAUUCACCGAACAAGAUUUCCAGGGUGUGGACCCAGUGCAAGAUGAUCCCAUGGUCAUCAGUGUGGAAAUCAACAAUUGCAUUGUAAGGAAAACUCUCGUUGAUCAGGGAAGCUCGGCUGAUAUCCUUUACUGGAAAACUUUUGAACAACUCGGGAUCCCAGAGUAG
This is a messenger RNA of Cajanus cajan (pigeon pea), 708 nucleotides long. NCBI's taxonomy places the organism in Eukaryota, Viridiplantae, Streptophyta, Magnoliopsida, Fabales, Fabaceae. The record is from RefSeq and is a predicted model, not a curated record.